GACAUUAUGCUAGGGAUACCACGAUAGGCAGCUUGCAAGUGAUCACAGGGUACUGCUCUUAAUCUACAUAAAAAUGCGAGAAAGGAAGUAGCAGAGGAAGAAGGUUAGUGAGAGAGAAUAAUACCCCAAACCAUUAUUAUGGCUGAAAUUAGCAGCUUAAGAAUCGAUCCCAGGAGUGGGUUUUGUUCUUCCAAUUCUACUUUCUACAGCAAACGCGUUCCCUUUCCACUUCCGUCCAACCACGCCCUUGACAUCACUACUUUUAUCUCCUCUUACCCUCACCAUGGCAAAACCGCCUUCAUCGACGCCUCUACCGGUCGCCACCUCUCCUUUUCCCAACUUUGGCAAUCAGUUGACUCCGUUUCCUCGUGUCUGUCCGAGUUGGGUAUUCGGAAAGGCAACGUCGUCAUCAUCAUCGCACCAAACUCCAUCUUCUUACCCAUUGUUUGCCUCUCUGUGAUGUCUCUUGGAGCUAUUAUAACCACUAGCAACCCCCUCAACACGUCUCGUGAAUUCGCAGUACAAAUGGCUGAUUCAAAGCCCGUCCUCGUCUUCACCACCGCUCAAGUCGUCCCAAAAUUGGCUGGAUCACCUCUCCCCAUCGUACUUCUCGAAGAGCAAGUGGCGACCGAAAAAACAGGCCAAGUCAAAAUAGUUACUACUAUUAGUGAAAUGUUAAAGAAGGAAACAAAGGACAAGAUCCGAGUCAAGGAUCGAGUGUACCAAGAUGACGCGGCGACUCUACUCUAUUCCUCGGGCACGACGGGUGCCAGCAAGGGAGUAAUAUCAUCUCACAGAAACCUCAUGGCUCUAACGCAAAGUUUUUCACAUUUGAGCAAUCCAGAGAAAGGGGAGCAAACCCAUAUCUGCGCCGUUCCCAUGUUCCACAUCUACGGCUUCGGAGCUUUUGCCAUCGGGAAACUCACGCAAGGAUCAAAAGUAGUUAUUUUAUCAAAGUUCGACAUGAAGGAAAUGCUGUCGGCAGUAGAGAAGUACCGUGUCACUUGCCUCCCCCUGGUGCCACCUAUACUCUUGGUAAUGGUGAAGGAAGCUGAUGUGAUACGAAAGAAGUACGAUUUGAGUUCGUUGCAAUCAAUAGUGUGCGGUGGCGCUCCGUUGAGCAAGGAUUUGAUAAAUAGGUUUAGGGAAAAGUUUCCAAGCAUUGAUAUUCGGCAAGGGUACGCGAUGACAGAAUCGACAGGGUUUGGCGCAUCAAUGGAAACGCCGGAGGAGUGUCUCAAGUAUGGCAGUGUGGGGUUGCUAUCGCCCAACUUGGAAGCCAAAAUUGUAGACCCUACAACUGGUACGGCCUUGGAGGUCAAUCAGAAAGGGGAGCUUUGGCUAAGGGGUCCCUCCAUUAUGAAAGGUUAUCUGAAUAAUGCAGAAGCCACAGCCGCUACUCUCGAUUCACAAGGAUGGUUAAAAACCGGUGAUCUUUGCUACCUCGAUGAUGAUGGCUACGUCUAUGUUGUUGAUAGGUUGAAGGAGCUGAUCAAAUACAAGGGAUAUCAGGUUCCUCCUGCUGAAUUGGAGGCAUUGCUACUUUCUCACCCACAGAUUUCUGAUGCUGCUGUCAUACCGUUUCCGGAUGAAGAGGUUGGGCAGUAUCCCAUGGCGUAUGUGGUUAGAAAAAGUGGAAGCAAUAUAUCAGACACUCCACUCUUGGAUUUUGUAGCAAAACAAGUUGCACCAUACAAGAGAAUUCGGAAAGUGGCAUUUGUAACUUCAAUACCCAAGAAUCCAUCUGGGAAGAUUCUAAGAAGGGAGCUCAUCAGGCUUGCAAUUUCCAAAAUUUGAGGGCAUCUCGUUUGCAGCUCUAUAAUAAUAAUAAUAAUACUAAUAGGAUGAAUGCAUUUCCAAAGUAAAGUUUCACUUCUUUGCUUGUUUCGGAGAUGGGAGUUUUUCAUUUCUCUGGUUCAUCAAUGUACUUCUAAAUAAUUUUGAAUUUAUAUUCUCCUAAUAAAAAGUACAACAUACUGUAUGAAUGCACUUAAUAUUUGUUGGUUGUCUGGAAUAAAUUUUAAGUGGGACAAUGAUUGAUCUGAUAAA
Molecule: messenger RNA, 2049 nt
Organism: Gossypium raimondii (Peruvian cotton)
Lineage: Eukaryota; Viridiplantae; Streptophyta; Magnoliopsida; Malvales; Malvaceae
Product: probable CoA ligase CCL5
Exons: 5
Coding region: 139-1797 (552 amino acids)
Cellular component (GO): peroxisome
Molecular function (GO): CoA-ligase activity
Source: RefSeq, a predicted model, not a curated record